Cuscuta epithymum is the source of this 665-nucleotide messenger RNA. The record is from the annotation of a GenBank genome assembly. NCBI's taxonomy places the organism in Eukaryota, Viridiplantae, Streptophyta, Magnoliopsida, Solanales, Convolvulaceae.
UUAUUACUCCAUAUUACGGAGUAUUAUUAUUUUUAGAGCAAACAAUCUACUUUUUCCGGUUAGUUUGAGUAAUUGUAGAAAUCUUGUCCAAAACUUUACCAAUCGGCGUUCCCGGCCGGGUUUCUCGCAGUCCGCCGACGUCAGCGGCCGGAGCCGUAUUUCUAGGCUUUCUACAUUCUCUGUUUUGCACUUUUGCACGGCCAAGAUCCAGAUAGCAGCUGCAGGGUAGGGGAUCUAAUGAAGCCUAUGCUGAUGAUCAGGUUCUGGUCUGAUUCCCAUCGAAGAUUCAGCAUGGUUGCUAAAGUAGAACUCUUGUAAUUUUCAUUUGGCUUGCCCAAUUGAAGCUAAAGAUCUAUCUGUAAUGGGGUCAAACAUAGAGGAAGCGCUUAGAGCUAAGGCAGAAGCUGAGAGGAGAUUUUUGGAGAAUGACUUUGUGGGAGCAAAGAUGUCUGCUCUCAAAGCAGAAACUCUAUGUCCUGGUUUGGAAGGAAUAGCCCAAAUGGUUUUGACAUAUGGAGUCCAUUCUGCUUCCCAGAUCAGAAUUAAUGGAGAGAUUGACUUGUAUGCAGUUUUGGGUUUGGAUCCAUCUGCGGAGAAGGCUAAAGUUAAAAAGCAAUACAAAAAGAUGUCCGCUUUACUUCACCCUGACAAAAACAACACCAUUG